Messenger RNA from Acinonyx jubatus (cheetah), 5144 nucleotides. RefSeq names its product calcium/calmodulin dependent protein kinase kinase 1 (gene CAMKK1). Gene Ontology annotation, molecular function: calmodulin binding; ATP binding; calcium/calmodulin-dependent protein kinase activity. The transcript is spliced from 17 exons. Gene Ontology annotation, cellular component: cytoplasm. The record is from RefSeq and is a predicted model, not a curated record. The coding region runs from base 1578 to 3107 and encodes 509 amino acids. NCBI's taxonomy places the organism in Eukaryota, Metazoa, Chordata, Mammalia, Carnivora, Felidae. Gene Ontology annotation, biological process: CAMKK-AMPK signaling cascade; activation of protein kinase activity; protein phosphorylation.
AUAUGGGGUUGUACGUUGUACAUCAAGGCUCUCUCUCAGCGGCUUCUACAUGUAGAUACAUCUUAGCUCCAUAUCACUCAGGCACAAAUUGCUUCUCUAGCCACAAUCUCAUCUACUUCUAUAGCCCUGGGAGUUGGCAGGAUGGCAGCCUCUUGUCUGAUUCACAUGUGAGGAAACCGAGGCUCCAAGAGUCUCAAUGACUUUUCCAAGGCAACAUGACCCAAGUCUGGGAGGACAGGAUUACAGUAGCUUUUCCCAGUGAGAGAGGGCCUGAGUCUAGUCAUUCUUGGCUAGCAGACUAAGCUGGUUCCUGGGGGACUCUCCAUGCCCAUAGAGUCCUUGCUGGGCCUUGGACCUCGGUCCUAGCCUGUCUGUCCUUUUGUUUUGUUUUGUUUUAAGUUUAUUUAUUUUGAGAGAGAGACAGAGAGCGAGCGAGCAUGCGUGUGCUUGUGCUCACACAGAAGUGGGGGAGGGGCAGAGAGCGAGAGGGGGAGAGAGAGAAUCCCAAGCAGGCUCUGCACUGUCAGCACAGAGACCGACAUGGGGCUCAAACUCACGAACUGGGAGAUCAUGACCUGAGCCCAAGUCAGACACUUAACAACUGAGACACCCAGGCGCCCAUGUCUGUCCUUCUAUUUGCCCACAUAGCCCCCAUUUGCCUCCACAGUCAGUUGCAAUAAAGUGACUACUGAGGCCUCAGCUUGGGGAGGGCCUUGAGAGACCUUCUCGGUGGCCCCUCAGAGAGGGGUGGCGCCUGCCCAGGACACACAGCCCAGCCUGGUGGACAGGUGACCGUGUGGGAAGUUCAGACUUGACCUUCUAAGAUCAGGUUCCCAUGGUCCCCGUGCAGCCACCGCCCCCCACCCCAAUUCUGGAGCAUGCGUACACGAGGACCUAAAGGCACCCAGUGCACAUUAACACAUUUAUCCACCUGUGUAGAGUUCUAUCUCCCUGCAGAUGUGCUUCUAUGUGUGGACUCCCUCCCCACCCACCCCAGACAUACACAUGACCCCGGCCCACAUCCCUGCCUGUACAAGUUCUCUCACAUGUGGCCGCACAUUCUCUCACGUAUGGACACAUGCCCUCAGAUGCAUAGCCUCAGGUGCCAGGCGCCGUUGCCCGGACAUGAGGCUGGAACCUGGGGCCUCCCCAGUGCCUCCUGCGCAGACAUGCUUAGUCACCAGAAUUUGAUCCAGGGAGGAGGGAGGGUGGAGGGCCUGACGUCAGCCCUCAUAGCCGCCUUGUGCCGCCUGCACAUCCAUCUGGGCCACAGCGUGUCCUAGGCAAUCACAACAACAGCAGCACAACAACUCACUUUUACGGAGCUUCCGCAGUGACAGGCUCAGUUCUGAGACUGGUACGGACAGGAUUCACACGUUUAUGCCUCACAACUACCCAGGGAGGUGAGACUGCUAUUAGCCCCAUUCUGUAGAUGAGGAAAACUGGGGCACAGAGGUGAAGUCACCUGCCCGUGGACCCAGACCAGGAAGAGAUGGGGACAGCAGCCUGGCAUCAGAGCCUGGACCCUUAACCAGGUUCCCAGUAAGGCUGCACAGAGGACCCCCUUAACUGUGGCAAUGGAAGGGGGCCCAGCAGUCUGCUGCCAGGACCCUCGGGCAGAGUUGGUGGAGCGAGUGGCAGCCAUUGAUGUGGCCCACUUGGAGGAGGCAGGUGGUGGUCCAGAGCCUGCCAGGAAUGGCGUGGACCCUCCACCAAGGACCAGAGCUGCCUCUGUGAUCCCUGGUGGUGCUUCAAGACCCCCACUAGCCCGGCCCAGCCUUUCAGCCAGGAAGUUCUCCCUGCAAGAGCGGUCAGCAGGAAGCUGCCUGGAGGCCCAGGCUGGGCCUUAUGCCACAGGGCCUGCCAGCCACAUCUCCCCACGGGUCUGGCGGAGGCCCACCAUUGAGUCCCACCAUGUGGCUAUCUCAGAUACAGAGGACUGUGUGCAGCUGAACCAAUACAAGCUACAGAGUGAGAUUGGCAAGGGUGCCUACGGCGUGGUGAGACUGGCCUACAACGAAAGUGAAGACAGGCACUAUGCAAUGAAAGUUCUUUCCAAAAAGAAGUUACUGAAGCAGUAUGGCUUUCCACGUCGCCCUCCCCCAAGGGGGUCCCAAGCUACCCAAGGAGGACCAGCCAAGCAGCUGCUGCCGCUGGAGCGAGUGUACCAGGAGAUUGCCAUCUUGAAGAAGUUGGACCAUGUGAAUGUGGUCAAGCUGAUUGAGGUUUUGGAUGACCCAGCUGAGGACAAUCUCUAUUUAGUGUUUGACCUCCUGAGAAAGGGGCCGGUCAUGGAGGUGCCCAGCGACAAGCCCUUCCCCGAAGAGCAAGCUCGCCUCUACUUGCGGGACAUCAUCUUGGGCCUUGAGUACUUGCACUGCCAGAAGAUCAUCCACCGGGACAUCAAGCCGUCCAACCUGCUCCUGGGCGAUGAUGGGCAUGUGAAAAUUGCCGACUUUGGCGUCAGCAACCAGUUUGAGGGGAACGACGCUCAGCUGUCCAGCACUGCUGGGACUCCAGCGUUCAUGGCCCCCGAAGCCAUUUCUGAUUCCGGCCAGAGCUUCAGUGGGAAGGCCUUGGACGUGUGGGCCACUGGGGUCACAUUAUACUGCUUUGUCUAUGGCAAGUGCCCGUUCAUCGACGAUUACAUCCUGGCCCUGCAUAGGAAGAUCAAGAAUGAGGCCGUGGUGUUUCCCGAGGAGCCAAACAUCAGUGAGGAGCUCAAGGACCUAAUCCUGAAGAUGCUAGACAAGAAUCCUGAAACAAGGAUUGGGGUGCCAGACAUCAAGUUGCACCCCUGGGUGACCAAGAGUGGGGAGGAGCCCCUUCCCUCAGAAGAGGAACACUGCAGUGUGGUGGAGGUGACCGAGGAGGAAGUGAAGAACUCGGUCAAGCUCAUCCCCAGCUGGACCACGGUGAUCCUGGUUAAGUCCAUGCUGAGAAAGCGUUCCUUUGGGAACCCAUUUGAGCCCCAAGCUCGGAGGGAAGAGCGAUCUAUGUCUGCUCCAGGAAACUUACUGUCGAUGCUGCAGGGAGGAGACGUUGUGCACCCCCACCCCCAUCUUCCGCCCCUUCCACCCGCUGUGUGGAAAAGGCGUGCUCCCUAGAGAGGAAAGACAGGUGUGGCGAAGGGGGCAAGAGCCUGGAGCUCCCCGGCGUUCAAGAAGAUGAGGCUGCAUCCUGAGCCCCUGCAUGCGCCCAGGGCCGCCGGCAGCACGCUCAUCCCACGCCUCCAAAGGCCCACUGCCCUCAUGCCGACAGUCGCCCCUGCGGGCAGGGGGCUGAGGACUGUGGCCCCUCUUCCGGCCCUCCUCCUUCUAUCAUGCUGCAUGACCUCAGCGCGCAAGUCCAGGGACAGGACUGGAAUGUUUGUCAUCUGGGGCUUGGGGGGCGGGGCUCCCGUAAGGCCUUUCUCCUUAUCCUGGCUCUCCCUGAUGGGAUCCAUCCUAUGGGAAAGAGAGGUACCCAUGGUGCCUUAGAAACACCACCUGGCUGCUUGGCAAGGCAGGAGGUAGGAAACCAAGGUAGCAGGUGGAGUCCUGGCUUACCACCAUAGCAGAGACCGCCCACGGGGAGCCAGGCGGGCCUGGCUCACUGCCUCAUGCGCAUGGAGAGCUGUACCUUGCCCACCUCAGAGGGGGUCCUGCCAGAGCUCUUGUCUACUGAGAAUGCUGACAUGGAGGCUCUGAGCCCUCAGUGGGUAUUCCUAGGCCUCAGGGAGGCAGGGGCCAGCAUUGGAGAAUUCAGAUUCCUUUUUUGCUGUCUUUUACUUUUGUUUUUAAUGUCAGGAGUGGAGUGGUGUAAAAGCCUGCUUGGGAACACCUAGAAAGCUCUCCUACAGCUUUGGGUGGUUCCUGGCACACUCCUCAUUAUUUGGCAGCCAGGUGGGAUGGACUGACCUUCCUUGAUUUUGUCACACUCGGCGCCACCGGGAGAAUGGGUUAAAUGAAAGCUUCCGGCAGGGGCCUGAGCCAGGAGCACCCACCUUCCCUGCCCACUUUACUCCCUCCCCGUGUGGCUCCCCUGUAGGAGAGACACCAGGGGCUGGCUGACCAAAGGCUCUGGACUCACAGGGCUGUGGCCUUGCAGAUGCUGAUGUAACUGGAAUCCAAUCUCCGACCCUACACUGGCCUACCCAUCUGGCCCCAGAAGCUGCCCUCACGUUCCUACAAUGAAGGACAAACUGCCCAGGUUGGAGGCAGCACUGGAAGCGGGACCCUGGUGGGGUGUGCAUGCUGGCAAGUGGCCACAGAGAGGUGGGCCUCCUGCCACUGCCUCACCCCAAAGACAGUUGACAUUCGGCCUGCUCAGAGCUGGUGCACUGGAGCAUGUGUGUGGACCUGGCCAUGCUGGGGCAGACUUUAUCUUCUCCCUGGGAUCUGUGCCUGGUUGGCUUGGCACUUACUGACCAAAUGCUCAAGAGAUUGACCCCAAAGGAAAAUAAAGCAGGACUCAGAUACCUCCCCUGAAAACAUGGGCUAAACACGGAUUUCAGUUGCCUCCGUGGGGUUCCUACUGCAGGAAGGCGGGCACUGAGAAGGAAAGGGAGGCUGGGCUGGAGGAGUGUCUGUGUCCUGUUCAUCUUUGUGCCUGUGGGUAUGUGUCGCGCCUCCACGCACACACGCAUGUGCGUGCCCAUCUGCUGCACACAGCACACCUGCAUGUCUCGCACUGGCACGUGCAUCUGUAAUAUAGUUUCUAUGUGUCUUUAAGGCUAUGAGCAGAAUGUGGCCCAUUGUCAAUGGGCCCACAUUUCUCCCUGGCCCCUCUGCACUAAGGCAUUGUAACCCAGGGCUUAAACAAUAAUUCGAUACUGUUUUUAAGAACACUUUUUCAGAGUUCAUGGGAGGCUAAUCACAGAUCCACAAGUUUCCUUGAGCAUCUCUACACUGGGGCCCGGAGGGUGGGAGUUUCAGGGGCCUACAUCGAUUGGACCUGCCCUCGCAGACCUCAAAGGUGGGCCUGGCUUCAUUGCCCACGUGAGCCUGGAUGGGGUGCUUACCGCAUCACUGAAGGUUUGGGUUAGCAUUAUUGCUUUUGAAUGUAGCACAAAUGAUAAACAAACUCCAUAAGAGUGUUUAAAAAAUUAACUUCCCAGGAAGUGAGUUAAAAACAAUAAAAGCCCUUUCUUGAGUUCAACAACA